CCACGUGAUAGUGGGGAAUGCCCGCAAAGUAAACGCCAACUUUCCCAACCACUCCUGCUUAAGAUGGCUGCUACACGUAGUGCGGCUGCCGCUGUUGACUUUGCUCGUAUUUAUUCUUCACUAGGCCUUGGUAAAGAGACCAUUGCGUCUCUACAGGCCUUCCGUAAGCGCCAUGCCGAGGCUCAGCGUGUGGUUGACUCGCUCAAGGGUCAACCCACAACUGUGGAUAUUGCCAAGUACCGCUCAACACUGCGCAACCAGGAAAUUGUUGCCGAGGCAGAGAAGCUCCUUAAAGAGUUUAGGCCAGUGACGUAUGAUGUUAAUACCCAUGUCAAAGCUAUCGAGACGUUUGAGGCGAAGGCUCUUGCCGAAGCUCAGAGCGCAGCAGCCAAGGUGGAUGAGGAACUCGCCAAGUUGCAAGCUACUUUGGAAAACAUUCAGCAGGCUCGUCCUUUCCAGGAUCUCACGGUGGACGACGUGUCCGAGGCACGCCCUCAAAUCCGAAAAACAGUCGAGACCAUGCUGAAAAAGGGGAAAUGGACGGUGCCUGGCUAUACGGAGAAGUUUGGGGAUUUGUCGAUGGCAUAGAAGAGAGGGGAGAUUCAGAGAUGUUAUUUACCGUCCUAACAAAUAACGUGGCUUUAUUGCCCGAAAACGAAAGCCGUAAUCAGCGAUUCUCUUGUGACUUUGGUGUGGGUGUGGUGUUUUCAAGGGUUCUUUCUAUUGGAAGCAUGUUCUCUGUGGAGCGUCAUCCAUUCAAUUGUCACUCAUUCAGUUCACUAUUGGUCAUCCCCAUUUAGUUAGAGCUGAUACAAUCAAUUGUAUUGCGGC
Molecule: messenger RNA, 831 nt
Organism: Cantharellus anzutake
Lineage: Eukaryota; Fungi; Basidiomycota; Agaricomycetes; Cantharellales; Hydnaceae
Product: ATP synthase d subunit
Exons: 7
Coding region: 64-588 (174 amino acids)
Biological process (GO): proton motive force-driven ATP synthesis
Molecular function (GO): proton transmembrane transporter activity
Source: RefSeq, a predicted model, not a curated record